AUGGGACACCUGUGGCUCUUGGAGACCUGGGUCUUCUGGGGGCUGCUCCUGUGUGCAGCGGAUUCCCACACAGCUGGUUCUAAAAUAAUCCCCAAAGUCACAGAAGUGAUACCUAAAUAUGGCAGCAUCAAUGGAGCAACAAGGCUGACUAUCAGAGGAGAAGGUUUUUCCCAAGAAAAUCAGUUCAACUAUGGAGUGGAUAAUGCUGAGCUGGGAAACAGUGUGCAAUUAGUUUCUUCUUUCCAGUCAAUUUCUUGUGAUGUAGAAAAAGAUGCAAGUCAUUCAACUCAUAUUACAUGCUACACUAGAGCAAUGCCAGAAGGUUCCUACACUGUGAGAGUCAGUGUGGAUGGGAUUCCGAUCGCUGAAAAUAACACAUGCAAAGGCCACAUCAGCAGCUGGGCGUGCACCUUCAAUGCAAAAAGUUUCAGAACCCCAACAAUAAGAAGCAUCACACCUCUAUCUGGACCACCAGGCACACUGAUAACAAUCCAGGGUAGAAUCUUCACUGAUGUCUAUGGAAGUAACACUGCACUGAGCUCAAAUGGGAAAAAUGUUAGGAUUUUGAGAGUCUAUAUUGGAGGAAUGCCCUGUGAACUUCUCAUACCACAAUCUGAUAAUCUGUAUGGUCUAACACUAGACCAUCCAAAUGGAGACAUGGGUUCUAUGAUUUGCAAGACAACUGGAACUUACAUUGGUCAUCACAAUGUCAGCUUCAUCUUAGACAGUGAUUAUGGAAGGAGUUUCCCACAGCAGAUGGCAUAUUUUGUUUCUUCUCUCAAUAAAAUUUCCAUGUUUCAAACAUAUGCAGAGAUUACUUCAGUUUCACCUUCAAAAGGAAGCAUUCAAGGCGACACCAUGCUAACAAUAAGUGGGAGCUUCUUUGAUCAGACAGAUUCUCCAGUGAAAGUGCUAGUUGGAGGUCAAGCUUGUGGUAUUUUGAGUGUCACAGAAAAUAGUAUAUAUUGUAAGACACCUUCCAAACCUCAGUUUCUCAAAAGUGUAUAUCCAGGGGGGAGAGGCCUAAAGCUUGAGGUAUGGAAUAAUAGUCGGCCAGUGCAUCUUGAAGAGAUACUUGGAUAUAAUGAAAAAACACCAGGGUACCUGGGUGCCCAUUGGGUAGAUUCAGCUUCUCAUGUUUGGCCCAUGGAACAAGACACAUUUGUUGCUCGCCUCAGUGGAUUUUUGGUGCCUCCAGAUUCUGAUUUUUAUAGAUUCUACAUCAAAGGUGAUGACCGUUAUGCUAUUUAUUUCAGCCAGACUGGACUUCCAGAAGAUAAGGUGAGGAUUGCAUAUCAUUCUGCCAAUGCCAACAGUUACUUUUCCAGUCCAACACAAAGAUCAGAUGAUAUUUAUCUUCAGAAAGGAAGAGAAUAUUAUAUAGAAAUCUUGCUGCAGGAAUACAGAUUAAGUGCUUUUGUUGAUGUUGGACUGUACCAGUAUAAAAAUGUGUAUACUGAGCAGCAAACAGGAGAUGCAGUUAAUGAAGAACAAGUUAUCAAAUCCCAGUCAACAAUCAUCCAAGAAAUACAGGUUGUAACAUUGGAACACUGGGAAACAGCAAGUGCAGUUAAUGAAGUUCAGCAGAUCGUAAUAACCAGCCCAUGUUUGGAAGCUAAUUCAUGCUCCCAAUACCAAUAUAGAUUAAUCUAUAACAUGGAAAAAACUGCCUUGAUACCUGCUGAUGCUACCGACUUCAUAUUACAAUCAGCCUUAAAUGACCUCUGGUCUAUAAAACCAGACAGAGUUCAAGUAAUGAGAACACAGAAUUCUCAGAGCUUUAUCUACAUGAUAACCUUUAUAUCAACUAGAGGAGACUUUGAGCUACUUGAUUAUGAAGUCCUAGAAGGGAAUAAUGUCACUUUGUAUAUCACAGAACAGAUCAAAGGAAAACCCAGUAUGGAGACAUUCACAUUGAAUUGGGAUGGGAUUGCUUCUAAGCCUCUUACCCCCCGGCCAUCAGAAGAUGAUUUUCAGGUAGCAGUGGAAGAAAUGGUUAGCGCUAAGUGCCCACCACAAAUUGCAAAUUUUGAAGAAGGAUUUGUUGUGAAAUACUUCAGAGACUAUGAAACUGAUUUUAACCUGGAACAGAUUAAUAGAGGGCAGAAGACAGCUGAGACUGACGCGUACUGUGGUCGUUACUCCCUGAAAAACCCAGCUGUGCUUUUUGACUCAGCAGAUGUUAAGCCAAACAGAAUACCAUAUGGAGACCUUUCAUUAUUUCCUUAUAAUCAGUUAUGUUUUGCAUACAAAGGAUUUCUGGCAAAUUUUAUUGGCCUCAAAUUCCAGUUCCAAGACAAUGGCAGGAUUACUAGAAGCACUGAUACACAGUUCCCAUAUAAAUUUGCUUAUGGAAACACCUGGACCUAUACUUGUAUAGACCUUCUAGAUCUCAUACAAGCCAAAUACACUGGGACAAAUUUUGCUCUUCAAAGAAUUCAUUUACAGAAAGCAUCAGAAUCACAUUCUUUCUUUGUGGAUAUAGUAUACAUUGGACAGACAGCUACAAUCUCGACGUCAGAUGAAAUGCCAAAAAGAAGACUUCCAGCAUUAGCAAAUAAAGGCAUAUAUUUCAAGCACUUCCAGGUGAAUCAAAUCAAAGUGAAUGGAUCAACUAUGACAAGCCAGUAUUCUGUUACCAUGACUUCAUAUAAUUGUAGUUAUGAUAUACCCAUGAUUGCUGUGAGCUUUGGGCAGAUAAUCUCAAAUGAGACAGAGAAUGAGUCUGUUUACAGAGGAAAUAAUUGGCCAGGAGAGUCAAAGAUUCGUAUUCAAAGAAUUCAAGAAGCAUCUCCACCUAUAAGUGGCAGCUUUGACAUUCAAGCUUAUGGACAAAUUCUCAAAGGCCUCCCUGCUGCUGUGUCAGCUGCAGAUUUACAGUUUGCUCUCCAGCAUCUGGAAGAAAUGGGACGAGUCUCAGUUACACGAGAGGGGACCUGUGCUGGAUACUCCUGGAAUAUCAAGUGGAAAAGCGCAUGUGGAAAGCAGAAUCUUCUACAGAUUAAUGAUUCCAACAUUAUUGGAGAAAAAGCCAACAUGACAGUUACAAAGAUAAAAGAUGGUGGCUUAUUCAGACAACGCAUACUUGGAGACCUACUUCGUACACCCAAUCAACAGCCUCAGGUUGAAGUCUACGUCAAUGGAAUUCCAGCUAAGUGCUCAGGUGACUGUGGGUUUACAUGGGAUCCUAUAGCUACUCCCCUGGUCUUGGCCACAAGCCCUUCUCAAGGAUCCUAUGAAGAAGGCACAAUUCUAACCAUAGUAGGCUCUGGGUUUUCUCCUAGCUCAGCUGUGUCAGUCUCAGUUGGACCAGUGGCUUGCUCUCUUCUUUCUGUGGAUGAAAAUGAGAUCAAGUGCAAAAUUCUGAACGGUAGUGCUGGUCAGAUGCUCAUUGCUGUGUCCGUAGCUGAUGUUGGACUAGCACAAAACGUGGGUGGUGAGGCGUUCCACUUCAUCUACCAGAGUCAGGUCUCACACAUCUGGCCUGAUUCUGGAAGCCUAGCAGGUGGUACUCUACUGACUCUAUCUGGAUCUGGGUUUCAUGAAAAUUCAACAGUGUUAGUUGGAAAUGGAACCUGCGAUGUGAUUGAAGAAGAUGUAAAUAGGAUAAUCUGCAGAACACCAAAAAGAAUUGAGGGUAUAGUUGAUAUUUCAGUUAUUACCAAUGGAUAUCAAACCCUGGAGAAGGAUGCCUUCAGUUAUAAUUGUUUACAGACUCCAGUUAUAACUGAUUUUAGCCCAAAAGUACGGACGAUACGAGGAGAAGUUAAUUUAACAAUUAAAGGUUAUAACUUUGGAAAUGAACUCACACAAAAAGUGGCAGUUUAUGUUGGAGGAAAACCCUGCCAAGUUCUCCACUGGAACUUCACAGACAUUAGAUGCCUUUUGCCCCCAUUGUCUCCUGGAAAACAUGAUAUCCAAGUAGAAGUCAGAAACUGGGGUUUUGCAUCAACAAGAGACAAGUUAAAUGCUUCCAUACAGUAUAUUUUGGAAGUGACUAACAUGUUUCCACAGAAAGGCUCUGUGUAUGGUGGAACUGAAAUCACAGUCUUGGGUUUUGGAUUCAGCAUGAUACCAACUGAGAACACUGUACUCUUGGGGCCCUUUCCUUGCAAUGUGACAUCAUCCUCAGACAAUGUCAUAAAAUGUACUCUUCAUUCAACAGGAAAUGUGUUUAGGAUUACCAAUAAUGGGGAAGAUUCAGUGCACGGAUCAGGUUAUGCCUGGUCUCCAUCCGUCUUAAAUAUAUCUGUGGGAGAUACAGUGACAUGGCAUUGGCAAGCACACCCAUUUCUUAGGGGAGUAGGAUAUAGAGUUUUCUCUGUUUCCAGUCCAGGAAGUAUAAUUUAUGAUGGCAAAGGAUUUACAAAUGGAAGACAAAAAUCUACAUCAGGUUCAUUUUCUUACCAAUUCACCUCACCUGGAGUCCAUUAUUAUAGCAGUGGCUAUGUUGAUGAGGCUCACUCCAUUUUUCUCCAAGGAGUCAUUAACGUCUUGCCAGUUGAAACAAGGCAUGUUCCCCUGCACCUGUUUGUGGGGCGCACUGAAGCCACAUAUGCUCCUGGUGGACCUGAGAAUUUACACUGGGGGAGCUCUGUGACAGGUUGCCUAGCAACGGAACCCCUGUGUGGCCUGAACAAUACCAGGGUUAAAAAUUCAAACAGAUUACUCUUUGAGCUUUCAAGUUGUUUUUCACCAUCUAUAAGCAACAUUACUCCAUCCACUGGAACAGUAAAUGAAUUGAUAACAAUUACUGGACGUGGCUUCAGUAAUCUAACUUGUGCUAAUAAGGUUACAAUUGGUAGGCACCCCUGUGUUGUAGAAAAAAGUGGUGACAAUUCUAUUGUGUGUCGCAUUGACCCUCAAAACUCAAUGGAUGUUGGCAUCAGAGAAAUCGUCACGUUGACUGUCUACAACCUGGGCACUGCCAUCAAUACACUGCCCAAUGAAUUUGACAGGCAUUUUGUGCUUAUGCCAAACAUUGACAUGGUAGUGCCAAAGGCAGGAUCAACCACUGGAAAAACAAGAGUGACUAUAAAGGGCUCUGGAUUUGGAGAUUCUUCUGCAGGUGUAGAAGUCCUUAUGGGUCAUUUCCCAUGUAAAAUUCUAGCAGUGAAUUAUACAGCCAUUGAAUGUGAAACGUCCCCUGCUCCUCAACAGCUUGUGCGUGUAGAUCUUCUGAUACAUGGAGUGCCUGCCCAGUGUCAGGGGAAGUGCAGCUUCUCAUAUUUAGAAAGCGUCACUCCUUCCAUAACAGGAAUCUUCCCAAACUCUAUCAAAGGAUCUGCAGAAGUUCUUAUUGAAGGAGGAGGUUUUGGGACUCUCUUGGAGGAGAUAGCCGUGUUCAUUGGAAAUCAACAGUUCAGAGCAAAAGAAGUUAAUGAAAAUAACAUCACUGUCCUUGUGACUCCUCUUCCAGCCGGACUUCAUCCUCUUAGCGUUGUGGUGGGAACUAAAGGCUUGGCUGUGGGAAACCUGACUCUCAGCAGCCCUGCAGUAGCAUCUGUCUCACCAACUUCUGGAAGUGUUGGUGGUGGAACUGCUUUGACAAUCACAGGAAAUGGCUUCUAUCCUGGGAACACCACAGUUAUUGUUGGGCAUGAUCUGUGUCGAAUUAUUUCUGUGAAUUCCAGUCACGUGUACUGCCACACCCCAGCAGGGACAGCUGGAACUGUGGAUGUGAAGAUCUUUGUUAACACAGUCACUUAUCCAACUUGGUCAUUUAUAUAUGCCUUGGAUGAUACUCCGUUUCUCAGAGGAAUUACCCCAAGUAGAGGACCAUCAGGAACUGAAAUUGAGAUCACCGGCUCUAACUUUGGUACCGAUAUCUUGGAAAUUUCUGUGUUGAUAAAUAGCAUUCAAUGUAAUGUCACCAUGGUCAAUGACAGUGUGUUGCGGUGCAUCGUUGGAGAUCAUGCUGGUGGCACUUUUCCUGUGAAGAUGCGUCAUGAGACAAAAGGCUCUGCCCUGUCUACAGUUGUAUUUGAGUACCCACUUGACAUUCAAGAUAUCCACCCACACCAAGGAAGUUUUGGUGGUGGUCAGACCAUGAUGAUGACAGGGACUGGAUUUAAUCCACUGAAUUCCAUUGUCUUAGUUUGUGGCUCAGAAUGUGCAGUUGACAGGCUUAGCUCUAAUUACACAAUGUUAUUAUGCAAAAUUCCACCUAAUAAUGGCAGCGGACCAGAGCAAGCCUGUGAAGUGAGUGUGGUCAAUGGAAAAGACUCAUCACAAUCCAGGACUCUGUUUACCUAUACGUUGUCACUGACUCCUCUCAUUGAUGAAAUAGCCCCCAAGAGAGGCAGUACAGCAGGGGGCACCAGACUUACCAUAACGGGAUCAGGAUUCAGUGAAAACAUCCAGGAUGUUCACAUCAUCAUAGGUGAAGCCCUGUGUGAUGUCGAAUAUUCCAACAAGACACACAUCAUCUGCAUAACAAAUGCCCAUAGGCCAUCAGGGUGGGCUCCCAUUCGUGUCAACAUCAGAAGCAUGGGCCUGGCCAGACUGGAUAAUGCUGACUUUCUAUAUGUUGAUGUCUGGUCCUCCAACUUCUCAUGGGGAGGAGAAACUCCCCCAGAGGAAGGCUCACUUGUUGUUAUUACAAAAGGACAGACAAUUUUGCUUGAUCAAAAUACCCCUAUACUGAAAAUGGUGCUUAUCCAGGGUGGAACUCUAAUAUUUGAUGAAGCUGACAUUGAGCUCCAGGCAGAAAAUAUUCUAAUAACAGAUGGAGGAACUCUUCAGAUUGGGACGGAAGCAUCCCCAUUUCAACACAAGGCAGUUAUUACCUUGCACGGGCAUCUGCGAUCUCCUGAGCUCCCGGUGUAUGGGGCCAAAACACUGGCCGUGCGAGAGGGAAUCCUAGAUCUGCAUGGUCUGCCUGUUCCUGUCAUCUGGACUCGCUUGGCUCGUACUGCAAAGGCAGGGGAUCAGACUUUGAUUUUACAGGAAGCAGUGACGUGGAAAGCAGGAGAUAACAUUAUAAUUGCUAGCACAGGACACAGGCACAGUCAACGAGAGAAUGAAAAAAGGACUAUUGCAGCUGUAUCUUCAGAUGGCAUAAACAUCACACUGACUAAUCCACUGAAUUACACGCACUUAGGAGUGGCUGUCACACUCCCGGAUGGAACUCUGUUUGAAGCAAGAGCAGAAGUUGGAAUUCUUACAAGAAAUAUUUUAAUAAGAGGAUCUGAUAAUAUAGAGUGGAAUGACAAAAUUCCAGCAUGUCCUGAUGGAUUUGACACAGGUGAAUUUGCCACACAGACAUGCCUCCAAGGAAAAUUUGGGGAAGAAAUAGGAAGUGACCAGUUUGGAGGCUGCAUUAUGUUUCAUGCUCCUGUACCUAGUACUAAUAUGGUAACUGGAAGAAUAGAAUAUGUAGAGGUAUUUCAUGCAGGCCAGGCUUUCCGGUUGGGCCGAUAUCCAAUACAUUGGCAUCUGCUUGGAGAUCUGCAGUUUAAAUCUUAUGUAAGAGGUUGUGCGAUUCACCAGACUUAUAACAGAGCUAUUACCAUCCAUAACACACAUCACCUUCUGGUUGAGAGGAAUGUCAUAUAUGAUGUUAAAGGAGGAGCAUUUUUCAUAGAAGAUGGUAUCGAACAUGGCAAUAUCCUGCAAUAUAAUUUGGCAGUAUUUGUGCAACAAAGUACUAGUCUUCUGAAUGAUGAUGUUACCCCAGCUGCAUUUUGGGUCACCAAUCCCAAUAAUACCAUAAGGCACAAUGCAGCUGCUGGCGGCACUCACUUUGGUUUUUGGUAUCGAAUGAACAACCACCCUGAUGGGCCAUCCUAUGACCAAAACAUUUGCCAAAAAAGAGUUCCUCUGGGAGAAUUCUUUAACAAUACUGUUCAUUCUCAAGGUUGGUUUGGAAUAUGGAUCUUUGAAGAAUAUUUCCCCAUGCAAACAGGAUCUUGUACUUCUACAGUGCCAGUGCCAGCAAUAUUUAAUUCACUAACUACUUGGAAUUGCCAGAAGGGAGCAGAAUGGGUCAAUGGAGGUGCCCUUCAGUUCCAUAACUUUGUGAUGGUAAAUAACUAUGAGGCUGGAAUUGAGACCAAGAGGAUCUUGGCUCCCUAUGUUGGAGGAUGGGGUGAAGCCCAUGGAGCAGUGAUUAAAAAUGCCAAAAUAGUUGGUCAUCUUGAUGAACUAGGAAUGGGAUCUACAUUUUGCACAGCAAAAGGACUGGUUCUCCCAUUUAGUGAAGGCUUGACUGUGUCCUCAGUCCACUUCAUGAAUUUUGACCGCCCCAACUGUGUAGCUUUGGGAGUGACAUCCAUCACUGGAGUUUGUAAUGAAAGAUGUGGAGGCUGGAGUGCAAAAUUUGUUGACAUUCAGUAUUUUCACACACCAAACAAAGCUGGCUUUCGAUGGGAACAUGAAGUGGUACUGAUGGAUCUUGAUGGUUCACUUACAGGGCACAAAGGACAUACUGUGAUUCCACACAGCCCUUUGCUAGACCCUUCUCAUUGCACUCAAGAAGCUGAGUGGAGCAUUGGGUUUCCCGGAUCUGUGUGUGACACCUCAGUCAGCUUCCAUCGCUUAGCUUUCAACAAGCCUGCCCCAGCAUCUCUCCUUGAAAAGGAUGUUGUUCUCUCAGACUCUUUUGGCACAAGCAUUGUUCCUUUUCAGAAGAAACGACUAACUCAUAUGUCUGGAUGGAUGGCUCUGAUUCCAAAUGCAAACCACAUUAACUGGUAUUUUAAAGAUGUAGAUCACAUAACCAACAUAUCAUAUACGUCAACAUUCUAUGGAUUUAAGGAAGAAGACUAUGUUAUUAUAUCACAUAACUUUACUCAAAAUCCUGAUAUGUUUAAUGUUAUUGAUAUGAGGAAUGGCUCUUCAAAUCCACUGAGUUGGAAUACUAGCAAGAAUGGAGACUGGCAUCUUGAAGCAAAUACGAGUACGCUGUAUUAUUUGGUUUCAGGAAGAAGUGACCUUCAUCAGAGCCAGCCCAUUUCUGGGACCCUAGAUCCUGAUGUAAAAGAUGUUAUUAUUAAUUUCCAAGCUUACUGUUGUAUUCUUCAAGAUUGCUUUCCUGUACACCCCCCAUCAAGAAAAUCACUUCCAAGGAGGCGACCAGCCGUGUAUAAUUUAUGGUCAAAUGAUUCAUUUUGGCAAUCAUCACAAGAAAAUAAUUAUACUGUACCUGGCCCAGGAGCAAAUGUGGUUAUUCCUGAGGGGACAUGGAUCGUGGCUGACACAGAUAUGCCACCAAUGGAAAGGCUCGCCAUUUGGGGUGUUCUAGAACUGGAAGACAUACAUUAUGCAGGAGGUACAAAGUCUUCUCACAGAAAAGUUGUUUUGAAUGCUACCUACAUAUCAGUGCAGGGAGGCAGACUAAUUGGCGGAUGGGAAGAUAAUCCUUUCAAAGGAGAACUGCAGAUUGUUCUUAGAGGAAAUCAUUCUUCACCAGAAUGGACUCUUCCAAAUGGACCAAAUCAAGGGGCAAAGGUCUUAGGGGUGUUUGGAGAGCUGGAUCUUCAUGGAAUUCCACGUUCAAUAUAUAAAACUAAAUUGUCAGAAACUGCAGAGGCAGGUUCCAAAGUCCUAUCUUUGAUGGAUGCUGUGGACUGGCAGGAAGGAGAAGAGAUUGUGAUAACAACCACAAGCUAUGAUUUCCACCAGACAGAAACUAGAAGGAUCAUUAAAAUCCUGCAUGAUCAUAAAAUUCUCAUUCUUAAUGAUAGCCUAUCCUACACUCACCUUGCUGAAAGAUAUCACAUCUCUGGAACAGGUCAGAGCUACACAUUAGCAGCUGAUGUUGGGAUACUGAGUAGGAACAUCAAAAUAGUUGGUGAAGAUUACCCAGGUUGGUCCAAGGACUCUUUUGGUGCGCAUGUCCUGGUUGGCUCAUUCACUGAAAAUAUGAUGACAUUUACAGGAAAUGCAAGAAUAAGUAAUGUGGAAUUUUAUCACAGUGGCCAAGAAGGCUUCAGGGAUAGCACAGAUCCAAGAUAUGCUAUAACAUUUCUUAACCUAGGACAGCUCCAAGAACAUGGCUUAUCUUACGUUCGAGGGUGUGCUUUUCAUCAUGGCUUCUCCCCGGCUAUUGGUGUGUUUGGGACAGAUGGAUUGGACAUUGAUGAUAACAUCAUUCACUUUACAGUGGGAGAAGGCAUAAGGAUAUGGGGGGAUGCCAACAGAGUCCGAGGAAAUUUGGUUGUGCUUUCAGUUUGGCCAGGAACCUAUCAGAACAGAAAAGAUUUAAGUUCUACCCUCUGGCAUGCAGCAAUUGAGAUAAAUAGAGGGACCAAUACAGUAUUACAAAAUAACGUCGUUGCGGGAUUCGGAAGGGCAGGAUACCGCAUUGAUGGUGAACCUUGUUCAGGUCAGGAUAAUCCCAUGGAAAAGUGGUUCAACAAUGAAGCCCAUGGAGGUUUAUAUGGUAUCUAUAUGAACCAAGAUGGCCAGCCUAGAUGCUCUCUUAUACAGGGAUUUACCAUUUGGGCAUGUUGGGAUUAUGGAAUUUAUUUUCAGACCACAGAGAGUGUGCAUAUCUAUAAUGUGACCCUGGUGGACAAUGGAAUGGCCAUUUUUCCAAUGAUUUAUACGCCAGCUGCCAUAUCUCACAAAAUUUCCAGUAAAAAAGUACAGAUUCAGAACUCAUUAAUUGUUGGAAGUAGUCCUGAAUUUAAUUGCUCGGAUAUCCUGACCAAUGAUGAUCCCAACAUUGAACUCACUGCUUCCCAUCGGAGUUCUAGACCUCUAUCAGGUGGGAGAAGUGGGAUUUGUUGGCCUACCUUUGCUUCAGCCCAUAACAUGGCACCCCGGAAGCCCCAUGCAGGGAUCAUGAGUUAUAAUGCUAUCAGUGGCCGUUUGGACAUCUCAGGUUCAACAUUUGUUGGAUUUAAAAAUGUUUGUUCAGGGGAAACUAAUGUGAUAUUCAUUACUAACCCUUUAAAUGAGGAUCUACAACAUCCAAUCUAUGUGAAGAAUAUACAACUGGUUGAUACAAUUGAACAAUCAAAAAUAUUUAUACAUAGGCCUGACAUAAGUAAGGUGAAUCCAUCAGAUUGUAUAGACAUGGUUUGUGAUGCCAAAAGGAAAUCUUUUCUUAGAGACAUGGAUGGCUCCUUUCUAGGGAACUCUGGUUCAGUAAUACCUCAAGCAGAGUAUGAAUGGAAUGGAAAUAGACAACUGGGAAUUGGAGACUACAGAAUUCCUAAGGUGAUGCUGACAUUCUUGAAUGGAAGUAGAAUUCCUGUCACUGAGAAAGCACCUUAUAAAGGUAUUAUUAGAGAUUCAACCUGUAAAUUCAUUCCAGAGUGGCAAAGCUAUCAGUGUUUUGGGAUGGAAUAUGCAAUGAUGGUUAUUGAAAGUCUGGAUUCUGACACAGAAACACGAAGACUUUCACCAGUGGCUAUCGUGAGCAAUGGAUAUGUUGAUCUCAUUAAUGGCCCACAAGAUCAUGGGUGGUGUGCUGGAUACACAUGCCAGAGAAGACUGUCCCUGUUUCAUAGCAUUGUGGCUCUGAACAAAUCUUAUGAAGUUUACUUUACUGGUACCAGUCCUCAAAAUCUUCGGCUAAUGUUGCUUAAUGUAGACCAUAACGAGGCUGUUCUAGUAGGAAUAUUUUUUUCCACACUUCAACGUUUGGAUGUCUAUGUGAGCAAUUCAUUGGUCUGUCCCAAAAAUACAAUAUGGAACUCUCAACAGAAAUACUGUGAACCUCAUGGACGUCUGCACACAGAGCAAUUCCUUCCUAACCUGGAUUCCACUGUCCUUGGCGAAAACUACUUUGAUAGAAUAUACCAGAUGCUUUACCUGUUGGUUAAGGGAACUACCCCUGUUGAAAUCCAUACAACCAAAGUCAUAUUUGUUUCUUUCCAGUUACCUUUUCUAACUGAUGAUGACUUUUAUAGCUCUCAUAAUCUGGUUAGAAAUCUUGCCUUGUUCCUAAAAAUACCAAGUAACAAAAUUCGUAUUAGCAAAAUAAUACGAGGGGAAAAUCUGCGGAGGAAGAGAUCAAUGGGACUCACAAUUGAGCUUGAGAUUGGAGAUCCUCCAACUCAGUUCUUAAGCAAUGACACCACAGGUCAGAUGCGAUUAUCUGAACUCCAGGAAAUUGCUAGUUCUCUUGGACAAGCUGUAAUUUUAGGAAAAACCAGCAGUAUUUUUGGAUUUAACAUUUCUUCCAUGUCUAUUACCAGUCCUAUCCCCAGCCCAAGUGAUUCUGGUUGGAGUAAGGUGACUGCUCAGCCAGUGGAAAGGUCUGUGUUUCCUGUUCAUCACGUGGCUUUUGUGUCCUCACUCUCUGUGAUCACCCAGCCAGUGGCAGCACAGCCAGGACAGCCAUUUUCUCAGCAGCCUUCAGUGAAGGCAGUAGAUUCAGAUGGUGCUUGUGUGUCAGUUGGAAUUACUUCACUGACUUUGAAGGCCAUUCUAAAAGACUCUAAUAAUUACCAGGUCAAUGGACUUAGUGGAAAUACAACCAUUCCAUUUAGUAGUUGUUGGGCCAACUAUACAGACCUUACUCCUCUGAGGACAGGAAAAAAUUAUAAGAUUGAAUUUAUACUGGAUAAUGUUGUUCGGGUAGAAUCUGGAACUUUCAGCCUGCCAGCACAGACUGUUUCUAGUGGUGGCGGCAGCAGCAGCAGCAGCAGCACCAGUACCAACAACAGCAAAGCAUCAACUGUGGGUCCAUCUGCCCAGAUAAUGACUGUAGUCAUUAGCUGUCUGACAGGAAGAUUCUUGCUCUUGGAAAUAUUUAUGGCUUCAAUUUUUAUCUUGAACAGAUCUAUAUAAAGCAACUAAAGUGCUCUUUGGA
This is a messenger RNA of Lepus europaeus (European hare), 12766 nucleotides long. It is a transcript of the gene PKHD1L1, whose product is annotated as PKHD1 like 1. The transcript has 78 exons. NCBI's taxonomy places the organism in Eukaryota, Metazoa, Chordata, Mammalia, Lagomorpha, Leporidae. The record is from RefSeq and is a predicted model, not a curated record. Bases 1 to 12744 code for a protein of 4247 amino acids.